CUUCCGCCCCCGCGUUCCUAUGGAGACGCCCGGCCGGCCGGGCGGGAGCUGUGCUGAGCCCAUGGAGGAGCCCAGUGGGGCUGAGCAGCGCUGGUUGCGGGCGGCCCGGGCCUUCGUCUGCGAGACGCUCUGCCCCGCGGGGCCGGGCGGCGGUGGCCCCGAGCAGCUGGCGGACUUGGUGCUGCGGUGCCUGCGGAGCACGUGGGGCGGGCGGAGCGGGGAGCUCCCGCUGGGCUACAGCUUCAUCUCCAUCUCUGACCUCCAGUGCCAACAACGCACACCCUGCUGUAGUCACAUGACGUGGAGCACCAGUGACUUCAAGAAAUGGGCUCACCAAGGUGAGGUCAUCUUGCCCAAACAGAGUGUUCUGCCACGGACUCACCUGAUCCUGAUUGGCUACCUGACGGAUGGAAGAAGGCAGGAGGGAAAAGAGAAGCUAAUGGAUGGCAACCUGUAUGUGCAAGACAGCACUGGUUCAAUUCCCUGUGAGCUCCUGCAUUUUGAAUCUGAGUGGCUGGAGCUACUGUUUCUCUUCCCCAGCUGGGCAUACAUACCACAGACGAGUCAGGGCUCAGCUGGAUAUGUGGAAAUCCUGGCAGACCCAGUGCCAGUGGAUCCUCGACCAGAGAGAGUGGUUGACACCAUCCCUGUCUUCUACCCAGCAACGGCUGCACAAUUGCUCAGCACCAGUAGGGUUCCGUAUCAGAGAAGAGCAAAGCUGAAUGUGGCAGGUGAGCUGGCCAGACUCAGCACCCUCCUGUGCAUCCACCACAAGACGUUCUUUUUCCUCUUUCUGAAGUGCUUCACCUCUGCUGCUUGUGUCCCAGUGCUGGUGCAGAAACCUUCCCAGCUAGCUUGGCACCACAUGCUCCAGUUGGGCCAUGGCUAUGUGCUGACAGCAUUGAGUGUGUCCGGCCUGAAGGCAUCAGGGCACAAGGUAUUCGUCACCAGCUUCUCCUCCUGCCUCCUCCCCUACUGUGCAGAGCAGGUGAAGGAGCAGCCUCUGGAAAUUGCCUGGCGGGGAGGACCAAUUCAGCCAGUUUCCCCUGAGGCCACUGUGCAGCUCCCCCUGGAGCUGACAGAUGAGAAGUUGCCAGUGCCAGCCAAAGAGUCCAAGAUCCUGUCAUACAUGGGGAUCAUCACCCGAGUACUAAAUGCCCAGGCUGGCCUCUAUGAGCUUGAUAACAAGAUCUGUCUGUGCCUUGCUUACCAGCAGCUGUUGAACUCUGCCCGUGGACUCCGACCAGGAGCUUGUGUGGAGCUCCGAGACGUCCACCUCCUGCAGAAGCCCCUGGCUUCUUUCCCCUUUGUUGUUGUCCUUGGUGCCUGUCUGCACAGCAUUGUCCUUCUCAAGGGUUUCUCAAGGCUUAGCACCUUCCAGCAGCCUGUAGCCUCCUCUGGAAAUCUCUACAUGCAACUGCUCUUCCGGUAUAACCUAGGCCUGCCACUCUAUUUGUGGCUGGUGAGCCUGUUGGAGAUGCUGGAGCAAAGGUUUUGCUGUUUCGUUGGGCGCCGGCAGCUGUUCAUCCGCUCUGUGCCUCAAAGCCCUGGUGUAGCGGAGAAGUUUCUUGUCCCCAUUCUGAAUGCUGUGGUGCCUUCUAAGGCGCAAGUGAGAGAUGUUCAUCAAGAGAUCCUAGCAGAAAUGCACCACUGUCCCCUGCAGCAGUAUCAGCCCCUGGAGCCCCCAUGCCAGGCCCCACCUCUUUCUCUGCUGCGCUCUGUGGCUGAGCAAAGAAGCAAGGAAGCCUUUAAUCCAUCGCAGCUGCUGUCCCCCUUGGAGGCCCAGCACAUGGGCACCCAAGAGCUGAAUCGCAGACUGGCUUGGUCCUAUGAUACAUUCUCAGCAGAGAGCUUCCAACCCCGAAUGGUGUUGCUGGGGGUGUUGAGAGCUUCCUGCAGCAGUGGCUCCCUUCAGCUGCGGGACAAGAGUGCUUCGAUCCCAUGUGUGAUCUCUCGCAGGGAUGGGAGCCCCUUCGCUGACACAGCUCUCAUAGGGUCCCUUUUGCAGGUGGAAACCUACCAGCUUGUGGUGGAGCAGUUCCUUCAAAGUGACUUUCCCUCCUGGGAGCAGCUGUGGACCCUAGAACAUGUGAGGGGCAGAGAAACAAGGCUGUAUGUGCAAUUCUGCUUUGAAGAUGUGCAGAUUCUUCAUACGCCUGAGGUGCAAGUCCAAGAGGGUCCCACAAGCAGUGACAGUCCCUCAUUGGGGAAAAAGGAUGUUUGCAGUUCAAAGGUUGAGUUGGGAUCUCCAGAGGCAAAGCUGCCAAAGUUGGAGGGGACUAGCCCAGGAGCUGGCUCUAAAGAGGGCUGUGAUAGAGGCCAGAGCAGUGCCAGAGGCACCAGCUGCAUGUCUCGUCUAUUCCUGGUCACCCAGAAAGAGGGGCUUAUGUCACGCAACUACCUGCCGGCUGCAGAAGGAGAUGGAGAGGGGCAGGAGCUGCAGCUUAGCUUCCAGGCCACCAUACUCUGGAUGGACAAACCUCAGCUCUGGAGGCAUCCCAGGAAAAUUGGGAACCUGCCAGAGCUGGAGCAGACCAACCAUCAGAAGGAGGACAGCGAGGCCCAGCAGAGGGUGCUGCUGCUCUUUAUGGGAAGAUCACUACGAUGGUUCCCAUUCCUGCACCCGGGUGGGCUGUACUGGCUUAUUGUGCCCCAGUGUUUGGACUUUGGGGUGUUUGAGCAGCCCUGUCUCUCACCAUUGCAAGGGAGGCUUCUGAACCAGCUGGGCUGCCCCUCGUGCCUGAUAGUUUCAGCUACCUGGCACCUACAGCAUGAGACCUGGAUCUCCUGGCUGGCUCAGCCCCAGGUGAUCCCAGGGUCAGAGCGGGCAGAAAUGGGGCAGAAAGUCUUUUCCAUUCCAGAGCUACUAAGCAACAGUUUCACAGGCUCCCUUGUCUCUUUCUCUGGUGAGAUAGUGGAGCGGACCUUGUGUGCUUCCCCUGGGAAUGAAAAGCUCUCUGCACCCUGCAGCAUGCAGCGGCAGAAAGGGACCCUCCUGCCCUGGGAUCACAGUGUGAAGCUGAGCGUCUCAGCUGCUCCCGACUCCCCUGUUGUGCUGGAUGUUUACAUAGCAGUUGCCUACCUUCAGCAUCUCUGGGGUUUGCUGCCCGGGGCAAAGAUUCUCUUCCAGAACCUGCAGCGCAAAAUCUCCAGAUUCCACAAUGUUUAUUGCACGUACAUUGCCUCCAGCUGCAUCAGCAUCCUGGCUCUGCCGCCCACCUGCUUGUUCCUUUCCUCCAAUCCUGCAGGUAUAGCCUCCAAGUCGCCUGCAGCUACGCCCCCCUCGCUGAUGUUUCUGUCCAACCUGCUGCUUCAGCCUCACAGCCUGUCCCAGAGCCAGAUCGUCUGCCACUUGUCCUGUGUCCUGGCUUUGUCCCUGCAAUGGAUCUGCUCCGUCUGCAGCAGCAUCUUCAGAGAGGGGAGGUGCAGCCGACACAGCCCACCCUGCCCGUCGCACACAGGAGUGAGUCAAGCCAGUGCCAAGAUCCUGGUGGAGGAUGGAACAGGUGAGGCUCUGGUGCUGUGCAAGAAUCAGCAGGUGGCUGCAGUGUUAGGCCUGAGCCCUGUGGAGUGGAAAGCUGUGCAGAGCAAUGUGCAGAGAAGGGGCAGCAUUUUCAUUCAGCAUGGAGGAGCCAGUGCCAGGCCUGGGUGUGUGGAGGAGCCUCAAGACCUUGUCACCUGCUAUCUGAAGAGCCUGUGUAGGAGCCGUGCCAUCUGCCGGCCCAUCCUGCUGGCUUUCAGCCUCGACAGGAAGUCCUCAAAGAUUCCCCAGCCAGAUUCACUGCAGCCGAGAAGGUUUCUGUGUGGUGAGAUGGAAUUUGUGUCCCGAGUGGGAGCUCGACUGAGCCUGACGUGCCUGAACAUCCAGGAGGCAGAUCCCAAAGUCUUGUGCGGUCUGAGCAGCAAGAGGAUCAAAACAUCGAUCGGUCACUCAGCUUGAGACCUGGUCUCUCACCUCUGUCCAUAGGGAAGGAAUGAGAGAGCCUCUGUUACAGCUUGGCUACACGUGUGUUCGGGCUGAGACUACAGGCUGUGGGCUGUGACUAGGGUGUUUGUUGUUAGGGCUUUGGGGUCAGUGACUGAGGGAUGGAAUUGAUUUCCUGAGGGAUGUCAUUCUGGGACUCUUGACAUGGCCAAUUGAGGGCUAAAAAUCUGGGAGUGACAAGUGCUCGUCCCCUGUUAGCACUCAGCCGUGGGCUGGACACAAUACAGUUUGUGUGUAUUUUACAGUAUAAUAUCUAAUGUAAAUAAAAGUAUUUUUAAUAAAAUGGAAA
Molecule: messenger RNA, 4274 nt
Organism: Gopherus flavomarginatus (Mexican gopher tortoise)
Lineage: Eukaryota; Metazoa; Chordata; Testudines; Testudinidae
Gene: CTC1
Product: CST telomere replication complex component 1
Exons: 24
Coding region: 20-3940 (1306 amino acids)
Biological process (GO): positive regulation of DNA replication; telomere maintenance via telomere lengthening
Cellular component (GO): CST complex
Molecular function (GO): telomeric repeat DNA binding; single-stranded DNA binding
Source: RefSeq, a predicted model, not a curated record